CCCAACGUAGUCGUGGGCGAUACUCCGAAUGUGGGUCUCUAGUGGUGGACGAUGGUGGUGAGCCGUGAGUGACCUAAUGGUGGACGCCGGCUGGUGUCUUGGUGGUGGUGACUCUGUGAGCGCCUGCCGAUGAUCGGGAGAGGGGAGAGGUUGAGAGGCAGUCCGCAGGUCUCGGAGAAGGAUUCAGAGGCAACACAGCAACAGAGAUGUGGCAAAUGAAAAUUUUGUUUUUUUUGUUUUUUUUUAAUAAGAAGAACCGAGUCGAGGCGGCUUCCCUUCAGCUCAAGGCUGACGUGAGACACAAGGUGGAGGCGGCCUUCCUGAUUCCUCAAUCAGAAGCACUCGCGGAGUUGCGAGCCAACAAAUGCUCUAUGAGCCCCUUUUCAGGGUCUGCACCACCAAUAGAACUCUUCGUCAACUUCACGCCUACCUUCUCGUCCUCGGUUAUCUAAGAGGGACACCCUUUCCGAGCAGUACACCUGAGUUUUAUCGUCACUCUCCAGACCAACUUCAUACCACCUCUGUCUUAAGUGAAUCCCAAGCUCUAGCCAAUGCUUCCCUUUAUUCUCGUUCGAGUUGCCGAACUGGGCAAGUCAACAAGCUUGCAACCAUGCUUAUCAAUUCAUAUGCGAAGACCGGUGACAUUGCUUUUGCCAGAUUGGUCUUCGACACCAUUUGUCGUCCACACGCAUUUCUUAAUGAUGUAAUGAUGAAGGGUUUUGUGUGGAAUGGGGGGUGCUUUGAAGAUGCCAUUUUGCUCAGUGAUAGAAUGCUGGUUUCUCAGUUCGAACAUGGGAGCUUUACGUUCCCCUCCGUUCUCAAAGCUUGUGGUGGUUUGCACGAUGUCGAUAAGGGUAGAAAGGUGCAUGGGAGGAUGAUUAAGGGUGGAUUCGAAGCAGAUUGUGCAAUACAAACUGCUCUCAUUCGUGUGUAUGCCCUGUGUGGCUUUGAAAAUGGUGCUUACCAAGUGUUUGUCAGAAUGUUCCAGACGUAUGCAAUUUCUUGGGGUGCAAUGGUAUUGGGCUAUGAUAAUAAUGGUAGAUAUACUGAAUGUUUGGAAGUCUUUGUUCAGAUGAAUGGGGCAGCUGUCGAAGUUGACUCUGUGACAAUGGUUGGUAUAGCCCAAGCCUGUGCUGGCUUGGGUUGUUUGAAGCAUUGAAGGUCUUUUCAUGGAUAUAUAGUUUGAAGAGAAAUUGUGAUCACCGGGCCUUUUUGAGAAUUCUCUUCUUGAUAUGCAAGGAAAAUGCAGUGAUUAGAUUGCACUCAUAAGGUGUUCGAUAAGAUGUCAAAGAAAGACGUUUAUGCGUGGAUGAUGAUGAUCUCGUGCUACAAUCAUUGCUUAUUUGUGAUGCUCUCGAGCUUUUCGUCCAGAUGCAACAAAAGCUUUUACCAAGUCCACAUUCUGUUAGGGUCGAUCCUGCAGCUGAUAAGAGAUGUUGUUGGCCGAUCCUACUUCCAAGAUUUAAGGAGGUAGGCUUGCAGUAAAUGAAUAAAUAUUAAGUACAAACUUGAAA
This is a messenger RNA of Nymphaea colorata (pocket water lily), 1514 nucleotides long. Its product is annotated as putative pentatricopeptide repeat-containing protein At1g69350, mitochondrial. The transcript has a single exon. Lineage: Eukaryota; Viridiplantae; Streptophyta; Magnoliopsida; Nymphaeales; Nymphaeaceae. Gene Ontology annotation, biological process: RNA modification. The coding region runs from base 365 to 1159 and encodes 264 amino acids. The record is from RefSeq and is a predicted model, not a curated record. Gene Ontology annotation, molecular function: RNA binding; protein binding.